This is a messenger RNA of Lymnaea stagnalis (great pond snail), 304 nucleotides long. Lineage: Eukaryota; Metazoa; Mollusca; Gastropoda; Lymnaeidae. The record is from the annotation of a GenBank genome assembly.
GGAUCAGUGUUUUUACAUAAUUCAAACACAUCGUCAGAAGACAUGUUCAGUCGGGGCCCAGAUUUAAGAUCUCUUUGCUGUGACCACGUGCUGAGAGGGCAACCUUCUUUGUAUUUAUUAAUUCCAUUUAUGCAGCUCACUCGUAAAGUUGAGUCUUCUCUUUAUUUACCAAACCUGAUUCAAAGCAUUUCUAGAUUUGUGCAUAUAAUCUUAUGUGAGCUUAUAGAGGCAGAAUUAUAUAGGCUUAUAGAGGCAGAAUUAUAUAGGCUUAUAGAGGCAGAAUUAUAUAGGCUUAUAGAGGCAG